This is a messenger RNA of Ananas comosus (pineapple), 2014 nucleotides long. Its product is annotated as mannan endo-1,4-beta-mannosidase 6-like. The coding region runs from base 281 to 1588 and encodes 435 amino acids. NCBI's taxonomy places the organism in Eukaryota, Viridiplantae, Streptophyta, Magnoliopsida, Poales, Bromeliaceae. Gene Ontology annotation, molecular function: hydrolase activity, hydrolyzing O-glycosyl compounds. The record is from RefSeq and is a predicted model, not a curated record. The transcript is spliced from 6 exons.
AUUAUUCACCGAGGAUAUGAAUUUUGAUGAUGACAUUAGCCAUUGAGAAGGCUCUAGCCUCUUCCAAGCUUUUGCCUCUUCAUCAUCCCUUUAUCCGCCGUAUCUUUUAGCAUUACGGCCUAUACGGUGAUUAACUACGCUACUUCAAGUGGGUGGCCCCACCAAUUGAAGACACGGGACGUCCCCAACUGGAGCCUCGCUCUAGGAUCCAUGUGUCGGUCGCGAUCUCUUAUCCCCUCCCAAAAGAGGAGCCGAGGAGGAGCAGAGGAGAGGAGAGGCGAUGAAGGAGCGGAGGGUCUACACCAUCCUCGGCCUCCUCCUCCUCCUCACCUUCCUCUACCUCAACUACUCCUCCUCCUCCACCGCGGGGUUCGCGAUCAAGAUCCCGAUCCCAUGGCUCCAGCCUCGGAUGGGGUUCAUCGGCCGCAACGCCACGCGCUUCGUCGACAUCUCCUCGGGCUCCCCUCUCUACGUCAACGGGUGGAACUCCUACUGGCUCCUCUCCUCCGCCUCCCGCGACUCCGUCUCCGACAUGCUCCGCCGCGGCCGCGCCAUGGGCAUGGCCGUGUGCCGCACCUGGGCCUUCAGCGACGGCGGGCCCGGCGCACUCCAGAUCUCCCCCGGACGAUUCGAGGAGCGCGUGUUCGAGGCAUUAGAUUUUGUGAUCUAUGAAGCAAGGAGGAACGGAAUAAGGCUGAUUCUCAGCCUUGUAAAUAAUCUUAAUGCAUUUGGAGGGAAGGCUCAGUAUGUUAGAUGGGCACAAGAAGCUGGGGAGAAUGUAACGAUCUCAACAGAUUCAUUUUUCUCAAAUCCAACCAUAAAGGGCUACUACAAAAAUUACGUGAAGGCAAUAUUAACUAGAAGAAAUUCUUACAGUGGAAUCAAAUAUUCUGAUGAACCUGCCAUAUUUGCUUGGGAGCUCAUGAAUGAGCCUCGAUGUGUAUCCAAUUCAUCUGGCCCUCUUCUUCAGGCUUGGAUUGCUGAAAUGUCUUCUUACAUCAAGAGCUUGGAUAAGAAGCACCUUGUCACAAUUGGGCUUGAAGGAUUUUAUGGGCCUCGAAGAAGCGAUAAACUGGGGGUCAACCCUGGUACAUGGGCAGCUUCACUCUGCUCAGAUUUUAUACAGAACUCAGCAGUGGAGCACAUUGACUUCGCUUCAGUACAUGCAUAUCCCGAUAGCUGGAUCCCGAAGGCAAGCCUGGAAGAGAAAAUUAAAUAUCUUUCCAGUUGGGUGGAUUCCCAUAUUAAUGACAGCGAAAAUAUUUUGAGAAAACCAGUACUAUUCUCAGAGAUUGGCUCCCACAUAAAUGAAAAGAGAAAUGGGACAUAUGAUAGAGAUAUUCUGCUAAAAACUGUAUAUGAUAAAAUCUACGAAUCAGCUGAGAAAGAGCAAGCAGGGGCGGGUGCUCUUAUUUGGCAAUUGAUGGUUGAAGGAAUGCAAAGGUAUGGUGACAACUUUUCACUCAUAGCACGGGAGCACCCGUCCACACAUAAUUUGAUAGUACAGCAGUCCUGCCGAUUAGCUAAGUUAUUAACAAGAGGAGAAGCAAAUAGAACAGCUGAUUGGCAGUGUUCUAAACUACCAUGAUUUUACUCUUGGAUUUAGUACAUAGGAUUCUACAUGUUUACAUUCAUCCAAAUGUCGAUAAAGUACGUCAUUGCAAAUUCUGGAUUGUUUUAUCUAACACGAGGGAGGUACUUUGGUAUUAUUGUAUGCUGCACUGCAUAGUCUUUGGAUAAAAUGAAGUUGUAGCAACAAGCAAAAGCUGUUACAUGAAAAGACUGAUGAACAGCAGCCGCACUUUUGGUUCUUCAGCAAAGGCCAAAUUUAUUUUCAUACUUUCGAUUCUUUAUGUAUUGGUAAAUAUGAUGAUUGAUUCGUCUCGAACAAUGAGGUUGCUUCUUCAGAGUUUUUAUGCCUCGUUUGUGUUACACUUUGAUUUUUCCUUCUUCCCCCAACCUUUUAGGCUAAAAUUUUAUGCAAUAGAGUAUUCCGGCAGAUGGGCUUUUCUCU